AUGAGGAAGCCCCGGAGGAGGCCGCGGCUGCGCGCGGAGCAGGGGCGCUCGCCCUCGCCCUACGGCCUCCCCUGCUCCCCGGCGCGUGAGACGCUCACGUACGCCCAGGCGCAGCGCAUGGUGGAGGUGGACAUCGACGGGCGGCUCCAUCGCAUCAGCAUCUACGAUCCCUUGAAGAUCAUCACCGAGGAUGAGCUGACUGCCCAGGACAUCACGGAGUGCAACAGCAACAAGGAAAACAGCGAGCAGCCCCUUUUCCCUUCCAAAUCAAARAAGACACCUUCGAAAGGCAAGAAGAAGGAGUCGUGCUCCAAACAUGCUCCAGGGACAUCUUUACAUUUACCCCAGCCCAACUUCCGUGUCGUGGACUCCUUCAGCCAGCCAGAAGCCCUGGCUCUCCCCGCUGCCUACUACCGGUACAUCGAGAAGCCCUCCGAGGACCUCGAUGUGGAGGUGGAGUAUGACAUGGACGAGGAGGACCUGGCGUGGCUAGAGAUGGUCAAUGAGAAGAGGAGAGAUGAUGGCUACGGGACAGUUUCUGCUGACACUUUUGAGCUGCUGGUGGAUCGGCUGGAGAAGGAGUCGUACCUGGAGAGCCGCAGCAGCGGCGCCCAGCAGUCCCUCAUCGACGAGGACGCCUUCUGCUGCGUCUGCAUGGAYGACGAGUGUCACAACAGCAACGUCAUCCUGUUCUGCGACAUCUGCAACUUGGCUGUUCACCAGGAGUGUUACGGCGUGCCCUACAUCCCCGAGGGGCAGUGGCUUUGCCGCUGCUGCUUGCAGUCCCCUUCUCGCCCCGUGGAUUGUGUCCUUUGUCCCAACAAAGGGGGAGCCUUCAAGCAGACCAGCGAUGGGCGCUGGGCACACGUGGUUUGCGCCAUCUGGAUCCCGGAGGUCUGCUUUGCAAACACCGUGUUCCUGGAGCCCAUCGAAGGCAUCAGCAACAUYCCCCCUGCUCGCUGGAAGCUCACGUGCUACAUCUGCAAGCAGAAAGGCAUGGGAGCCGCCAUCCAGUGUCACAAGGUGAACUGUUACACUGCCUUCCAUGUCACCUGUGCCCAGCGGGCUGGGCUCUUCAUGAAGAUUGAACCCAUGCGAGAGACCAGCAUCAAUGGCACGACGUUCACGGUGCGCAAAACCGCCUACUGUGAGAGCCACUCCCCACCCGGGACCAAGGCGAGAAAAAGGUCUCCGGGUGCUGCCGGUGAUGGGGAGGAGGACAUUGUGAAAGAGGACAGAGGGGGAGAAGCCAAGUCUGGCCCUCCCAAAGGCUCCCUGAAAAAGAAUAAAGUGAAAUUGAAGCAGAAAAUCAAAAGGGAGCCUGGUGAUGUGGCUGGUGCGCGUUCGUGUUUGCCCAUGGUGACAGUCACGCAGAUCCCAUCGUACAGGCUGAACAAAAUCUGCAGCGGCCUCCCUCUGCAGAGGAAGAACCAGUUCAUGCAGAGGCUGCACAACUACUGGCUGCUGAAGCGCCAGGCGAGGAAYGGGGUGCCCCUCAUCCGCCGCCUGCACUCGCACCUGCAGUCCCAGAGGACCGCGGAGCAGAAGGAGCAAGAUGAGAAGACCAGUGCGGUGAAGGAAGAGCUGAAGUACUGGCAGAAGCUGCGGCAUGACUUGGAGCGGGCCCGGUUGCUCAUUGAGCUGAUCCGGAAGAGGGAGAAGCUCAAACGGGAGCAGGUGAAGGUUCAGCAGGCUGCCAUGGAGCUCCAUCUGACCCCUUUCAAUGUCCUUCUGCGCACAACGCUGGACCUGCUGCAGGAGAAGGAUGCUGCCCAGAUCUUUGCCGAGCCCGUUAACCUGAAUGAGGUUCCAGAUUACCUGGAAUUCAUUUCCAACCCAAUGGAUUUUUCCACCAUGAGGCGGAAGCUGGAGUCCCACCUGUACCGAACGUUGGAUGAGUUUGAGGAAGACUUUAACCUUAUAGUUACCAACUGCAUGAGGUAUAAUGCUAAAGACACCAUUUUCCACCGAGCAGCUGUCCGACUCCGAGACCUCGGAGGAGCGAUUUUGCGUCACGCACGGCGGCAGGCCGAAAGCAUUGGCUUUGACACUGAUGUGGGGAUUCACCUGCCCGAGUCACCCAAAACCAAGGACUUUUACCGCUUUUCUUGGGAGGAUGUGGAUAACAUCCUGGUGCCCGAGAACCGGGCCCACCUCUCCUUGGAGGUGCAGCUGAAGGAGCUGCUGGAGAAGCUGGAYGUGGUGAGCAGCAUGCGCUCCAGCGGCGCCCGCACGCGCCGCGUCCGCCUCCUGAGGCGCGAGAUCAACUCCCUGCGCCAGAAGCUGGCCCAGCAGCAGAGCCAGGGCCUGCCCCACGGCAAGGGGCAAGAGGGCCCGGAUGAAGCAUCGAGGGAAGGGGAGAGAGAUGAGGCCAGGCUGCGGCAUCCUCCCACCCUGGAGCCCACRGGCCCCGUGCCCUCGCUUUCGGAGCUGGAUUCCCUGCAGGAGCCUCCGAUGCUGAAGCCCAUCCACGAGAGCGGGUCCUUGGGUGUGCCGCCCAAGCGGGUGGUGGCGGACGGGGAGCUCUUCGACAGGGCGACGCUGCAGCGGGAGAGCCAGGCCUUCCAGCGGCUGCUCAGCGACAACGGCCUCAACGGGCUGGCCCUGCCCGACGCGGCCGCUGGGCCCCCGUUCAGCGGCGUUGGCCGCCGGACGUCCGUCCUGUUCAAGAAAGCCAAGAACGGCGUGAAGCUGCAGAGGGGCCUCGAGGGCUCCCUGGAGAAUGGCGAGGAGGCCGCGCGCCCCGCGCGGAAGCGGCCGCGGAGCGGGAGCUGCAGUGAGAGCGACGGCGAGAGGUCGCCCGGGCGGGCGGCACGCGCAGGAGUGACCAAUGGUUUUGGGAAGCACCUGGAAAGCGGCUCCGACUCGGAGGGCGGCCCCGGCCUGGGCGCCGGGCCGGUGCUGGAUGCACACGGUGGCUUGAUGCCGCCCAAGCGAAGCCGAGGGAAACCAGCCCUGACUCGGGUGCCCUUCUUGGAAGGUGUCAACGGCAGCUCCGAUUAUGGCAGCUCAGGCAGGACUCUCCUGAUGUCCUUCGAGAGUCAAGCCAAGCUGGAGCCCUUGGAGCUCGUGUGGGCCAAGUGCCGUGGUUAUCCCUCCUACCCUGCCUUGAUAAUCGACCCCAAGAUGCCGCGGGAGGGUCUGCUGCACAACGGUGUUCCCAUCCCCGUGCCCCCCGCGGAGGUGCUGAAGCUGGGCGAGCAGAGGCAGACGGAGGCCGCCGAGAAGCUCUUCCUUGUCCUCUUCUUCGACAAUAAGAGAACCUGGCAGUGGCUGCCGCGCGACAAGGUCUUCCCGCUCGGGGCCGAUGACACCGUGGACAAGCUGAAGAUGCUGGAAGGCCGCAAGAGCAGCAUCCGCAAGUCCGUGCAGGUGGCCUACGACCGCGCCAUGGUUCACCUGAGCCGCGUGCGGGGUGAUCACCCCUUCGUCCCCUCCAGCUACCUGUAGGGGACAGGGUCGUUCGCGCUUCCAUGGGGCUCCUCGAGACACCCGUUUAUGUGCCAAAAAGCCAAACCUGCCCAGCGCCC
Nothoprocta perdicaria is the source of this 3530-nucleotide messenger RNA. It is a transcript of the gene BRPF3, whose product is annotated as bromodomain and PHD finger containing 3. Bases 1 to 3450 code for a protein of 1149 amino acids. Gene Ontology annotation, biological process: regulation of transcription by RNA polymerase II. Gene Ontology annotation, cellular component: MOZ/MORF histone acetyltransferase complex. Lineage: Eukaryota; Metazoa; Chordata; Aves; Tinamiformes; Tinamidae. The record is from RefSeq and is a predicted model, not a curated record. The transcript is spliced from 12 exons. Gene Ontology annotation, molecular function: protein binding.